This is a messenger RNA of Gigantopelta aegis, 4025 nucleotides long. RefSeq names its product ubiquitin carboxyl-terminal hydrolase 5-like. Gene Ontology annotation, biological process: protein deubiquitination. The record is from RefSeq and is a predicted model, not a curated record. NCBI's taxonomy places the organism in Eukaryota, Metazoa, Mollusca, Gastropoda, Neomphalida, Peltospiridae. Gene Ontology annotation, molecular function: protein binding; cysteine-type deubiquitinase activity; zinc ion binding.
CGGAGAAAGUGUAAAAUUGGGUUUUGGAUGUUUGAUAAAUUUUGCAAGUCAUUAUUUUAUAAUAUCCUGGAUAAAAGAUGUCGGCAAUAGACCUUUUGAGGCAACAUUUGUCGAAAAUCAAAGCUCCUUUGGGAGGAGAAAAAGUGUACAAAGACGAAUGUGUUUACUCAUUUGAUAAUCCAGAAAGUCAAGAUGGCCUAUAUGUUUGUAUGAAAACCUUUCUGGGUUUUGGCAGGAAGCAUGUACAUCAGCAUUUUGAAAAGACAGGGAAUGCAGUGUUCCUGAGAAUAAAGAGAAUCAGGAAAGAGAUUCCUGCAGAGGAUUUGCCACCACCUGCAGAGAAACCAACCAAACUUGCAAUAGGGGUUGAAGGAGGAUUUCAGGUUGACGAGAAGAAGUUUAAGUUUGAGGAGCAGACGUCUGUAGUCGUCUUACCGGACUUUGUUGAGGUUCCACUUCCCAACCAGGAUAUACCCGAUAUAGUACAACUGUCGGUGCAGAGUAUUUUAGCCGCGGAAGAUGCAUGGAAAUUGGAAGAAGCCGCAGCAAUGGCAGGAACGUGGGAAGGCGAAAAGAGACAGAAGUCCAAACACGCAGACAAUCUUCUCCAGCUGGAGAACCGUCCCAAGAUCCCACCGAGUGGCUGGAAGUGUGAGCAGUGUGAGCUAACCUCCAACCUCUGGCUCAACCUCACUGAUGGCACCAUCCUGUGUGGACGACGCUUCUUCGACGGCAGCGGUGGCAACAACCACGCGGUGGAGCACUUCAACCAUGCGAAACACCCACUGGCCGUAAAGCUGGGGACGAUCACUGGCGAUUCAGCAGAUGUCUAUUCCUAUGAUGAAGAUGAAAUGGUAGAAGAUCCACUCCUAGCAAAACAUUUAGCACACUUUGGAAUCAAUCUGGCGGCGCUGGAAAAGACGGAGAAGACGAUGGUGGAACUGGAGAUAGAUUUGAACCAGAAGAUCGGAGAGUGGGAUGUCAUACAGGAGGCCGGCAGUAAACUGAAGCCGCUCUACGGCCCGGGAUACACUGGCAUGCGUAACCUUGGCAACAGCUGUUACAUGAACUCGGUGAUGCAGGUGCUGUUCACGAUUCCAGACUUCCAGAAGAAAUAUUUUGACAGAAAAGAAGCCAUUUUUCACAAUGCUCCAGCUAAUUGUGUACAGGAUUUCAAUGUACAGAUGGCUAAAUUAGGACAUGGUUUGUUGUCGGGCGAAUACUCUCAGUCACCGAUGGAGACCGACAAAGUGAUUCAACCUCCGUCUGGAAUACGACCUCAGAUGUUCAAGACGCUGAUCGGGAAGGGUCAUCCCGAGUUUUCAACGAAACGACAACAAGAUUCACAAGAGUUCUUUCUGCAUCUCAUCAAUCUGACGGAGAGAAACAGUAAAGGGAGCGAGAACCCGGGUGAGUGUUUCCGCUUCCAGAUUGAAGAGCGCUUGCAGUGCGCAGGUUCCGGUAAAGUGAGAUACACGAGCCGGCCGGACUUCUGUCUGUCACUGCCGGUGCCGGUAGACAAGGCAGAUAACUUAGAGGCAGUGGCUGCUUAUGAAGCAAAGAAGAAACAAUUAGAAAACAACAAAGAAACAAUAGAUCCUAAAGAAAUUGUUCGUCCUAGGAUUUCACUACAAUCGUGCAUAGAUGCCUUCAUGGAAGUCGUCAGUGUCGAUGACUUCUACAGCUCAGCCCUCAAGUCAAAAACACAAGCCAAGCAAACAACAAGAUUAUCCACAUUUCCAGAUUUCCUCAUGGUGCAGCUAAAGAAAUUCACCGUCGGCUAUGACUGGGUCCCGAAAAAGCUAGAUGUUUCCAUUGAUGCCCCACUGGAGCUGGAUAUAUCACGGUUGCGGGGUAGUGGAAUUCAGCCCGGUGAAGAACAACUACCUCAGGACCAGCCAGCCCAGCAGGAACAGCCAGCGAUACAGAUAGACGAGUCCACUGUCAAACAGCUGGUAGACAUGGGGUUUGCCCGGAAUGGCUGUUGUCGAGCCGUGUUCCACACCAAGAACUCUGGAGCCGAGGUCGCUCUCAACUGGAUCAUGGAGCACAUGGGAGAUCCAGAUUUUUCCGAUCCAUUCGUGUUGCCGUCUGGCACCAAGUCGGGUGAAGCCAAUUUCCAACCUAACGAGGAAGCACUGUUAAACAUCAUGUCUAUGGGAUUCAACAAGGACCAGGCUACCAAGGCCCUCAAGUCUACGAAUAACAAUGUGGAGAGAGCUGUUGAUUGGAUCUUCAGCCAUGCUGAUGAGCUGGAACAGCCAAUGGAAACUGAGGAGCAGUCCACCGAGACAGGGAGACAGGCAUAUCGAGACGGAUCGGGAAAAUACAAGCUAGUUGCCUUCAUCAGCCACAUGGGAACAUCGACAAACGUUGGCCAUUACGUGUGUCACAUUCUGAAAGACGGCAAGUGGGUGAUCUUCAACGAUGAGAAGGUUGCACUCUCAGAACACCCUCCCAGAGACCUAGCCUACCUGUAUCUGUACCAGAGAGUCUGAUCUUCUUAACAGUGCUCAUUCGAUCGCCAUUGCUGUUAAAAGCGUUAAAAAGAGUUCCAUGCAUGUUAUGAAACUACAAGACAAAUGACUUUAAAUGGGUGAUGAAUAUGUACAAGGGAGCAGAAAUCUUAGGGUGACAGCAUUACAUGCCCAUUGUAAAUGCAUUACAAAAGUCGACAAUAGGUUAGGAAUGAACUGUGAAGUACAAAUAUUGGAUAGGCAAUGAAAUACAAAUACAUGACAUUUUUUUCCUGUUAAUCUUUCUUAAGCAAGUUAAUAUGUGCAUUUUGUAAAACAAAGGACAAUGAUCUAAGGUUAUGUAAUGUACGUGGGAGGAUCAGGUCAGGUCAUAGGGCUUUAUGUGCACAUUCAGUGCAAGUUGUUGUCGUGCACAUCUGUCAUGGGCACAUCUGUCAUGGGCACAUCUGUCAUGGGCACAUCUGUCAACUUACACCGGCUCUUACGUCCAUGACAGGAAAUGUCAAUGGAAGGAUAAACACCAGCCCUUGCAAUUCACAUCAUCUUGCGACGCAAAUAUUUUUACAAAUAAUAACAAAGUAAAUAUCCAUCAAUGGAAAAAUGCCAUUUUUUGGCAGCACCAACUCCUACAAUUGCCAUGGCAAUCGGCAAUGCCGUGGAGUUUGAUAAUUCUCAACAGCACUUUUUUUGACGUGGACUACAUUCAGGAUUUUUUCAAUGGCAUGGGGUUUUUUUUUUUGCCGUGGACAUUUUCUUAAUUGCAGGGCUUACAGCACUGCUGAUUGCUGUCAUGAAGUUGAAAUACUGCACUACUGGGUUGAUAGUGACAUGCCUGUUCAAGUGUUUUAAAACAUAAGACAAACGUCUAUGAUCUGUAAUUAAUGUACACGGAAUACACAUACUGUGUUAAUAGUUACUUGCAUGUUGUAAAGCACAGGGCAGACAUCUAUAAUUUGUUAUUAAUUUACAAAGGAUAACGAUACUGGGUUCACAGAGUUACUUGCAUGUUGUAAAACACAGGACAAAUGUUGAUGAUUUGUCACAAAUGUGCAAGGGAGCAAAAUUACUGGGUUCAGAGUUAAGUGCCCUUUGUAAAUGAAAAACAACGGGACUAACGCCUUAUAAUGGGUGAUGAAUAUAAACGGGGACGGAAACAUUGAGUUGACACAGUUGCAUGGCUAUUUAAAAACAUUCAUGACAAACAUGAUUGAAUAUUAUGUUAAUAUGGAGAAGAAAUACUGGGCGUUUGCAAUCAAAUUUGGGCUGAAUUUACAAAACCUGUUUUUAACUUGCAUGCAUGUAACUACUUAUAUUUAUAAUGCUUAAACACCUGUGCUUCACCAAAAAACAGACUUUCUGAAUUCGGCCCAUAAUGUUUUGAGGUGCGUUUUUUGUUGUUAAUUUGUCUUGACUGUUAUUUGCUUGUUCUUGUCAUGAAAUGUGAAGUUCUUUAUCGGACAGUGUAAUGUAAAUUCUUGAUGUUCUGAAUCUGGUCGACAGUAAAAUCUUAAUACAUGAUGCAGCCCUUGGAAUCUGCAUCAAGAUUCA